Messenger RNA from Phytophthora nicotianae INRA-310, 1695 nucleotides. RefSeq names its product CAMK protein kinase. Gene Ontology annotation, molecular function: ATP binding; protein kinase activity. Lineage: Eukaryota; Oomycota; Peronosporomycetes; Peronosporales; Peronosporaceae. The transcript has a single exon. Gene Ontology annotation, biological process: protein phosphorylation. Bases 157 to 1356 code for a protein of 399 amino acids. The record is from RefSeq and is a predicted model, not a curated record.
AGCAGAGUCCGACAAUUUCGAGCAUGCAACCUCGCGUUCAGAGUCUACAACCUGCCUCCAUUCUACCAUUUGCCCAGCGUCCUAAGCACUAGUUUCCUCCACCUUCUCCACUCUGCUCUGGCUGCUCAUUCUCAAAUCUUUCCACUUCAGUUCAUCAUGCUCCGCCUCGGACGAUCAGCAGCCUCGGAAGUCUCCACCAUCCGCAGUAGACUGCAGCGUCAACGCGGUGCAACGAGCACUGCAAGGCCAUUGCAAUGCGCCUAUCAGACGCAGUCACACAGCAACCCAGAGCCGGAUGCGAAGCGUGGCCGGAAUCCAGUGAGCCUGGCGGUCAUGGGCGCUGCUGCGCUCAGCGUCGGUCUCGAACUGCAGACGGACGGCGUCGCACAGGCUCGAGCUGCAAUGGAGCCGGCUACGCAAUUGCAAAGACACAAGUGGCAAUUGUUCGAUCAGAUCGGUUCCGGUGCCUUUGGUGUCGUACGGCUUGGCAUGCACGAGGAAACCGGCGAAGUCGCGGCCGUCAAGAUCGUGCCGCUCGAAAAUCCCGAUGACCGACGUUCGUAUCCGGCACUGGAGCGUGAGAUCGCGGCUCUGAAGCUCGUGAAAGCCCUCGGAGGACACAAUAGCAUUAUCGAUCUGCGAGACGUGUAUGUGGAAGGCAGGAAGCUCUUCCUUGUUACCGAACUGGCCCGUGGAGGCGAGCUCUUCGAGCAAAUCGUGGCCUACGGGUCGUUCCCUGAGCUUAAAGCACGGGAUGUUGCCCGUGAGAUGGCUAGCGCACUCUCGUUCCUUCACCGACACGGACUUGUGCACAAGGACGUUAAACCCGAGAACAUUCUCAUGAGCGCACGUGUGGUUGACCCCAACGCCAACGGAGUAUUCCGCAAGGGCAGCCGCCACGAGAACUCCAGUCUUGUCAAGCUUGCAGACUUUGGCAGUGCCGGACCGGCUAGUGCAAAUACCAACCUCGAGGAAAUUGGCACGGGCGCGUACCUGCCACCUGAGUUGUUGACGUCGGGUGUCUGCACCAGCGCGUGUGAUAUGUGGGCACUGGGCUGUGUGCUGUACAUCAUGCUAAGCGGCUCGCACCCGUUCGACCUGGACGGCAUGUCCGCGGAUAAUGAGGUCGAACACCGCAUCAAGUCGGAGGCGAUCACCUUCGACUUCAGUGCUUGGGACCACGUGUCGCCCGAUGCGAAGGACCUCAUUUCCAAGCUGCUGGUGAAGGACCCAGCACUGCGUCUGACGGCAGACCAGAUGCUCCAACACCCGUGGAUGAAUGCGAAUGCCGAAGCUACCCUGCGUAGACCUUCGCCACUGCUGGCGGGCCAGCCGAUCCCUAUGAGCCUCGCGUAAAGCUCUGCGUACUUUGAAACACUACAACUACAUAUUUAAGUGGUGAAACACCAUAAAACGACCCACGAAAGAGGAGAUCGAGAAGAAGACAAUGUACAUAUCCAAUUUAGCAAAUAUAGCAACGUUUAUCAGAAGCGCAGAUACUGAUUGUAGUGGAAUGUACGAAGACAAACCAGGGCAAUGAGCAGAUGGAGAAGCGCUGCAUAAAGCCCAACUAUAACGUCUCACUUAAGGUUCCUAUCGCAUUAUUUAAAUGACCACCCCGCACACAACACGCCCGAAAGCACUUCACGAGGUGGAGAUACCAAAUGCUACCAAAAUCGAAAACACCAAACACAC